This is a messenger RNA of Centruroides sculpturatus (bark scorpion), 870 nucleotides long. RefSeq names its product tektin-B1-like. The record is from RefSeq and is a predicted model, not a curated record. Gene Ontology annotation, cellular component: nucleus; microtubule cytoskeleton. The transcript has 5 exons. Gene Ontology annotation, biological process: cilium assembly; cilium movement involved in cell motility. Bases 1 to 870 code for a protein of 289 amino acids. NCBI's taxonomy places the organism in Eukaryota, Metazoa, Arthropoda, Arachnida, Scorpiones, Buthidae.
AUGGUUGCCUGCUGCUAUAUGAAUCAGUUCGAGAAUAACCGCGUCGUUCUGACGGGGGGUGUAGAACUAAAACUCUUUGAUGAAAUAGGUUGUAAAAUGAGAAAUAAGAGCCACGAGUGCUGGGAACAGUUAUGCAAAUUGAAAGAGGUCAGAGAUAUUUUGUAUAAUGACAUGAAAGACAAAUCCUAUAUUUUAGCUGCAGAUCGUCGUUUGAAACUCUUACAACCUGAAUGUGUAGAUGAUAUUAGUUAUAAAUCCAGGCCUUUGGAUAUCCCUCCAGGAAUUGUUGAGGUACAGCAAUGGUUCGAUCAUUUAGUUCGAAAUUGUACGAAGGGAGAGGAAAUUACAGCCGCAGCUAGAACACUAAUCGCUAAUUGUUGGAGAACAAUUAGGGACACGAACAAUCUUCUGUUUCAGCAAAGAGAAGCGACUCAAUAUGCCUUUCGUCAACGGAUACACGAAAUCCAACAAGCUAGGGAUAAUUUAGCUUAUCAGAAAUAUAACCUUAUUGACGAGAUCGUAAAGAUGAUGACAGAAAUUCAGAAUAUAGAAGAACAAAUUCAAGCCAUUAGGAAUUCUUUAAAUUUAAUUCAUACGCGCUUAGAUGAUAAAAAUUGGAGAACAAGAAUGGAAUUAGUUGCCGAUGAUGUGUUUUGGGGACUGAGAGAAGAAUAUGCGCAGUUAAAUAAAGCGAAAGAAGAACUGGAGAAGAAAUUAAAUAAUGCCAGAUUAAUUUUGAAUCAAGUUCAAGAGCAUCUACGUCGAGUGGAAGACGACUUAACAAGAAAGGAAAAGUCGUUACAGUUAGAUACGGAAUGUUUGAAUCGACACACGGGGCCCGUUCAAAUCAAUACGAUGUGUCGCGGUUGA